AUGGACCUGGCCUCGGUCCUGCAAAUGAAAGCCGGCCUCGCCAUCGUCGAGCACCAGCUAUCCACCCUCACCUCCACCCUCACCCAAAUGUCCUCACGCUACCGCGACGUCCCCAUGGCCGGCCGCACCCACCUCCAACACGCCCUCCCCAUAACCUUCGGCUACAAAUGCGCCGUCUGGCUCUCCUCCCUGCGCCGCCACCACUCCCGCCUCCAAGCCCUCAAGCCCACCACCCUCCUCGCCCAAUUCGGCGGCGCCGCCGGCACCCUGGCCUCCCUGGGCGCCUCCGCGACCGGCAUCGCCGUGCGCAAGCGGCUCGCCGCCCUCCUCGGCCUCGCCGACCCCGUCAUCACCUGGCACUCGGCGCGCGACGGCGUCGCCGACGCAGUCGGCUUCCUCGCCCUCGUCGGCGGCACCCUCGGCAAGGUGGCGCUCGACCUGGCCGUCAUGUCAUCCAACGAGCUGGGCGAGGUCGCCGAGCCGUUCGUCCCCCACCGCGGCGCCUCGUCGACCAUGCCCCAGAAGCGCAACCCCAUCUCGUCCGAGGUCAUGCUGGCCCAGGCCAAGAUCUUGCGCGCCCAGGCCGGCCUCGCGUUGGAUGCCAUGGUGGCGGAUUUCGAGAGGGCGAGCGGGCCCUGGCAUCUGGAGUGGGUGGCGCUGCCGACGGCCUUCGUGGCGUGCGUGGGGAGCUUGGCUCAGGCGAAUUUCGCCAUCGGGGGGCUGUGUGUGAAUGAGGGGGCCAUGAUGAGGAAUCUGGUGAGCACCAAGGGUUUGAUUGUGGCGGAAGCGGUGAUGAUGGGGUUGGCGGUGCAUACGGGGAGGGGGGAGGCGCAUGAGAUUGUGUACAAGGCGUGUGUGGCGGCGGUUGAGGGCGACGUCUCGCUACAGGAGAGCUUGGAGAGGGUACCCGAGGUCAUGAGGCAUCUGAAGAGCGAGGAGUUGGCUGAGCUGUGCGAUCCGACCAAGUAUUUGGGAUGCUGUCGGCUGAUGGUUGAUGAGCUGAUCGGUCAGGAUCUUGAUGUCGAGAAAAAGGGGGACGGACAGUAA
Diplodia corticola is the source of this 1047-nucleotide messenger RNA. Its product is annotated as 3-carboxy-muconate cycloisomerase. The record is from RefSeq and is a predicted model, not a curated record. NCBI's taxonomy places the organism in Eukaryota, Fungi, Ascomycota, Dothideomycetes, Botryosphaeriales, Botryosphaeriaceae. The transcript has a single exon. Bases 1 to 1047 code for a protein of 348 amino acids. Gene Ontology annotation, molecular function: catalytic activity.